Messenger RNA from Australozyma saopauloensis, 1530 nucleotides. It is a transcript of the gene ALT1, whose product is annotated as alanine transaminase. The record is from RefSeq and is a predicted model, not a curated record. Gene Ontology annotation, molecular function: pyridoxal phosphate binding; L-alanine:2-oxoglutarate transaminase activity. Gene Ontology annotation, biological process: biosynthetic process. Lineage: Eukaryota; Fungi; Ascomycota; Pichiomycetes; Serinales; Metschnikowiaceae. The transcript has a single exon. Bases 1 to 1530 code for a protein of 509 amino acids.
AUGAAGAUCUUACGAAUCUCGCCGCUAUGCCUUCGCCGUAGCUAUGCCUCUUUCAAGCCGGCUCCGAAGCUUUCAGUCUCGGACUUGAAUGAGUCAACACUUGAGGCCAAAUAUGCUGUACGAGGCAAGAUCCCCAUCAGAGCCGAUGAAUUGCGAAGCAAAAUAAAGGAGCUGAACCAUGGAUUACCGUACGAUCGCAUCAUCAGCGCCAACAUCGGCAAUCCCCAACAAUUGGACCAGAAGCCUUUGUCUUGGUAUAGACAAACAUUGUCCCUUGUACAAUAUCCGACACUCAUCGACAAGAUCAACAAAUUGGACAAAAAUGUUAGAGAUGCUUUGUAUCCACCCGACGUGGUUGAUCGCGCUAAAAAAUUGUUGAAAAGUACUGGUUCCGUUGGUGCGUACUCUCAUUCUCAAGGUGACACUUUGAUACGAGAGUCUGUAGCAGAGUUCAUUCAUCAACGUGACGGAUAUCCUUCCGACCCAAACAAUAUAUUUUUGACCGGCGGUGCAUCAGCUGCUGUUCUGUACUUGAUUCAAGUCUUAUCAUCAGGGACAAAGACUGGCUUCUUGAUCCCAAUACCACAAUACCCAUUGUACACUGCAUCCAUCUCUUUGAACAAAGCUGUGCCAAUUGGAUAUUACUUGGAUGAAGCAAAUGACUGGUCAACUGACCCUAAGCUCAUCCGCAAACUCAUCAAGGAGAACAAAGAGAAAGGUGUCACUCCUAAAUGCUUGGUCGUCAUCAACCCAGGAAACCCUACAGGCUCCAUUCUCACCGAAAAAGACAUCACUGAAAUUCUCGAAAUUGCUGCUGAGCAUGGUUUGGUAGUUAUAGCUGACGAGGUAUACCAGGAAAACGUUUUCGAGGGCCAGUUUACAUCUAUGAAAAAAGUUUUGGCAGGGUUGGUCGAAAAAGAUCCACAAUCAUAUGGUAAUGUUCAGCUUGCUUCUUUGCACUCCACUUCGAAGGGUGUGAGCGGAGAAUGUGGUCAAAGAGGCGGAUACAUCGAGCUCGUUGGUUUCGCAAAGGAAGUCAAAGAGAUCAUUUUCAAAUUAGCUUCAAUUAACCUUUGCCCUGUGGUUACCGGACAAAUCUUAGUUGAGCUAAUGGUCAAUCACCCAAAGAAAGGUUCUCCUUCAUACGACUUAUACAACCACGAGGUAUCUUCCAUACACAAAGAUUUGUUGGAGAGAGCUACACUCUUGUAUGGGUCAUUUCAAAAAAUGACUGAUGUGGAGUGUAACAAGCCCAGAGGUGCCAUGUACCUUUUCCCCAAAUUGAACUUCACUGAAGACAAAUACCCAAAAUUGUUUAAAAAAUGUGAGGAACUCAACUUGACUCCUGAUGAGUUCUACUGUACAGAAUUGUUGGAGCAAACGGGAAUCUGCUCUGUGCCUGGUAAUGGUUUCGGACAAGUUCCUGGCACUUAUCAUCUCAGAACCACAUUCUUGCCUCCUGGAACAGAAUGGAUAGAGUCUUGGUCCAAUUUCCAUAAAGACUUCAUUUCUACCUUUAAACAAAAAUGA